UUCGUUGGCUGUCAAAGUCGACAAACAAACAGUGUCUUCUGACCUGUUUGUGCAAGUUCGAAAUGAAUAAAAUGCGAGCCAUAAAAUUGCUGAAAAUAUAUUAAACUAACAAUAACAGUGAUUUUAGUUGCAUACUUAAUAAUAAUACUUCGUAGAAUGUAAAAUAAUUAUAAUACGAUACAACGAUGACACUGUAUUUUGACACGCGUGUGCAAAAUCCUGAAACUGCUUCGAUAAGCACUCUCGCGACAUGGCACAGGAAUUUUCCGCUUCUCGCUGUUGCUGCUUAUUCUCAGGACAAAGGUGGUUUUGUUACAAUUUACGAUGAUCAGGGUGAACCUCUACAAGACGUUGAAUCGCCGAGACACUCGGUUGCACAGGUUACAGCGCUUGGCUGGCAUCCUGAAAGAAGGUGGCUCGUGGCUGGAUGGGAAACUGGAGAAAUAAGGAUAUGGCCAGGAGAUUCGGGAACCACCGAGUUCAACGUCACAGUGACGCCUCACAGAGAUCCGAUAACCAUUUUGCAAUGGAGUCAACACGGUGGUCGUUUGGUUUCGGCAGAUUCUGCUGGAUCCAUCGUCGGCUGGAAAAUUGAUCCCAAAGGCCAACUUCUCGUUACGUUUCAUCAUGAGCUCAAAGAAUCUUUCGCUCAUAUCACGUUCCGACUCGCCCCGCCUAAGCCAACUGUCGAUUUGAGUGAUUUGGCAAAGGCUGCGGUCGCAGGAGACGAGCGAGCCCUCGAUUUGUUCAGUUCAUGGCGCCCAAGAACGGCGGCAGCCCCAAUGGCUGCACCCUUAAAAAAAGACGAUCAUUCUUUUUACAUCGGCUCGACAAACGGAAUGAUUUAUUACAUCGAUGCACAAGGCCAAUGCAAAGAAGUCCUCAACACCGAUGGAAUGUCACUUCAUUCUUUGCUCCAUCAUACAUCACGGGACUCAUUGGUUGUUUUGACAGAAGGAUUGAACAUCGGAUAUUAUCAAGCUGAUCCUGCCACGGGACGACUCACGGAAUUAACCAGAGUCAAGUUGAGCGGUAAGAGCGAUGUUUCUCGGAGUAGCCCGGCCUUGUGUUGGGUCGGAGGAAAUACGUUGGCCGUGCUUACGGGCGAACUGAGCGUCAGGUGUUGGGAUCUACAAACUGGUGACACGUACGUGUUGAGCCCCCCGGAAACGACCAACGGCAACAUAGCAACGCCCCAAGAAAUUUGCACGAGUCUCGCUUUUUGCAAAAAUAAUGAAACUUUGGCAGCUGGUACAAACCUGGGUACGAUAUAUCUGUGGAAGCGGAAAGCAGUAUCGGAAAUGGAUGAAAACGGGUGGCCAACGAUUCCAAAAUUUUGUAGCGUCCACGGUACUGUUAAGCAAUUGACAUGGGGUGGUUCGUUGCUGAGAAAUCCUUUGCUCGCGGUGAAUUGCAUAACGAACGUAUUCAUUUUGCAUCAGCAGCCGAUGUGUGCAGUUUUCAACGACGAUACUUGCGUGACGCAAAUGACACCAACGCAUUUGUUGAUCGAAAUAGAGGAGCAAAGUUGCACGUUGAAAACGGAUUUACAAGUGCAAAUACUCGCGGCUAGUCGCGAGUACGUCGUCGUAUCGUCGGGGCGUCAAGUAACCAGUUAUAAAAUAAAUCGCGACACAAACAUCGAGACAACGUCGGUUGGAUCGUUCACUUGCGACAACGAGAAAAUCCUCAUUUAUGAAAACACUCUCGUUAUUCUCACACCAAUAAUCAUACAAUUAAGAUCAACGGACGGUACGAUCCUACAGAGUUUACCGACUUUGCCGGAAGAAGGCGAACCCAUUACCAUGGAAUUAACCGGACAUUAUUUGACCGUUGGCUCCCUUAACGGGAUCCUCAAAAUUUGGGACAUUAGCAAACGCGAAGCUAAAUUACACACUCGCGCUAUGACCGCCUACGAAGCUAUCAAUGAUUUUGCCGAAAUUAUCGAAGCUCGAUGCAACUCGGAUUGUCGCUGCGUUUCCAUCACCGUUGCCAUGUCCAAUCUCAUGCCCAGCUCCAUUCUUUACGUUUGGGAUAUCGAAGGCGAUCAAAUUCACGAAUAUGAUUUCGCUCAAAUGAAUGACGACGACGGAAGAAAUUUAAAGUCUCGUGGCAGACUUGUGACGGCCCAUUGCUGGGACACGAGUGAUCCGAGAGUUCUCGUUUGUCGUGCUCAAAAAAUCGAAGGGAGGAGUAGCAAAAACAAAAAUCUGGCGAUCGACGAGCAGGAGCCGAGUGCCGCAGUCGUUCUUGUGUCGAUGUUUGCGACGCCGGACAACGGAAUAGCGAUUCAGGACGUGCGACCGAUAGCCGAUACGAAUUGUCGUCUCCUCGGUGUUAAAUCGCCCCGAGUAAUAAUUUUGAAUCCGGAAAUACCGAGUCCGAGUGGAAGUAAAAUAACUCGAAUGUUGAUGCGCGAGUUCGAAGAGCUCGGAACCUGCGAUACGCCGACGAAAAAAGCGAUUCUUGAUUUCAGUUUUCAUAUCAGUAUGGCCAACAUGGACGAAGCUUUCAAAUCCAUAAAAACCAUAAAAAAUGAGGCCGUUUGGAAAAGCCUUGCCAGAAUGUGCGUUAAAACGAAACAGCUUGAUAUGGCGAUUUUGUGCCUCGGACAUAUGAAAGACGCGAGGGGCGCCCGCGCCCUUAGGGAAGCCAUGCACGACGAUUCUCUCUCGCUCGAGGCUAAAGUUGGAAUCCUGGCUGUCGAGUUAGGUCUCCAUAAUGAUGCUGAGCGCCUGUUUCGCGAAGCUGGUCGUCUCGAUCUCGUUGGAUCACUCAUGGAAGCUCGCGAUAAAUUUCCGGACGCUAUAAAACUCAUGUCCAGCGAGAAUAAAAUACGGGAAAAAGUGACGUAUUAUAAUUAUGCGAGAGCCUUGGAGAGCUCGGGAAAAAUCGAUAAAGCUAUUGAAAUGUAUACGAAAGCGGAUUGCCACAAAUUUGAAGUUCCGAGAAUGUUACUCUCGCGUCCCCGAGAUCUUCAAGCUUAUCUCACCAGCUCCGAUGAUCCAGCUAUAAAAAAUUGGCACGCUCAAUACACCGAAUCAACUGGCGACAUGGAGGGUGCUUUGCGUUUAUAUGAAAUCGCGAAUGAUACGUUAGCAAUAACGAGAUUACUUUGUUAUCUUGGUCGGGACGAAGAGGUUUGCGAUCUCGUUAUGAGAACGAAUCACGCAGCAUCGGCUUAUCACUUGGCCGCGCAUUAUGAAUCAAUGAACGUUGUCUCGCAAGCUGUACAUUUUUAUACUAUGGCGAAAGCGUAUACGAACGCUAUCAGGCUUUGCAAGGAAAACGAUAUGGUCGAAGAGCUGUGGCCCCUUUCGAUGCUGGCACCGAGGCAGACUCAGAUCGACGUAGCCAAGUAUUACGAGGAAAACGAUCAGCCCGACAAAGCUGUUUUGUUAUAUCACAAAGCUGGUUUGCUAUCAAAAGCUCUUGAUCUUGCGUUCAAAACGCAGCAAUACACAGCUCUACAAUUAAUAACGAUGGACGUGAACGCGGAUUCGGAUCCAGCGUUGAUAAAGCGUUGCGCUGACUUUUUCGUCAGCAACGAGCAAAUCGACAAAGCAGUUGAUCUUUUGGCGACAGGAAAAAAAUAUAUGGAAGCUUUGGAACUCGUGCAAGAGUACAAUAUAAAUAUGAGCGAAGAACUCGCGGAGAAAUUGACGAUUCAGAAGGUCGACGAAGAUCCGGAAACUGAAGGAACAAGGAUCGGUACUUUGGAAACAAUUGGCGAAAUUGCUUUUGAGCAGGGAAAUUAUCACUUGGCUACGAAAAAAUUUACUCAAGCUGGCAAUAAAAUGAGAGCGAUGAAAGCUCUCCUCAAAUCCGGGGAUACCGAAAAAAUAUGCUUUUUUGCACAAGUCUCAAGACAAAGAGAAAUUUACAUAAUGGCUGGAAAUUAUCUCCAAUCGCUCGAUUGGCAGAAUCAACCGGAAGUUCUCAAAAAUAUUAUCAACUUUUAUUCCAAAGGCAAAGCUAUGGAUCUGUUGGCUAAUUUUUAUGUUGCUUGCGCACAAGUUGAAAUCGACGAAUAUCAAAAUUAUGAGAAAGCCCUCGAUGCUCUCAAUCAAGCUAAUCGAUGCCUGCUCAAAGUUACCGCACCUAGAGAUUCUGACGUACAACGGAAAGCCGUCGAGGUUGUCAACAACCGAAUCGCUACGAUUAAACGAUACUUGGACAUAAAAAAAUUUUUCGAAAGAGGCGAAACAGAGAUGGCGAUGACCCAAGUACGACAACUUCUCGAUUCGUUUGGUCCAGAUUUGGAACAAUCUGUGAGACGUGGCGAUUUAUUUGCUACGAUAACUCAGCAUUAUGCAAAUAUUGGAGAAACGGACAAAGCUCGGGCUACGAUCGAAGAGCUCAAACGCCUAGUGCCAGGAAUUAAUCUCAGCUAUUACUACAACGUGAAUUUGUUGGAAGCUCUCGGUUAUAAAAUAAACGUUCAGAGAGAAGACAGCCUCGACAAGGAUGACGUUAUCGAAGAACUUUUGGGAGAAUAAUUUCGUUCGAAUCGUUUUUCAAACGUGCGAAUAAGUGGAACUAAGAUUUCUAGAUUCUAUUAGAAAAGAAUGUUGAAGUCUGCAUUUUAUGCCAUACAAUGAAUGUUACAAAAAUUGAAAUUUUGCGUGAAUAGCGAUGCUUUUUACACGUUAUUCUGUUGAACGCACAGUAGAACAUCAAAACGAUUUUUGUGCCUCGCCAUCAAGAUGCUUCAAAUCGAGGGUUACCCCUUGACUGAAUUAUCACAUAUCAGAGGUGAAGAUUUUUUUCACCAAGUUUAAAAUAUUACGAAAAAUUCGUACCUCGAAGUAGUGAAAUUCACUGAAAUUUAUCAGUACAAAAAAGCAAAUCAAUUCCGUCCAUGAAUGUGAUUUUACGAUAAGUUUAUUGUAUUAGAAAAAGAAAACAUUUAGAUUUGAUUUUUUCUUUACAUUGUCUAUCACGGCGCAGUAUUUUAUAAAUAGUAUAAAGUUUGUCUGCACGAACGAAAGAGGGAUCGAAAUAAAAAUGAAAUCUCGUAUAAAAAAUGCCAUCAGUGAAAUCUUUAUUUCGGAGAGGAAAAUUGAGUUUUACAACUUAAAACCUGGCAAUUAUGAUGAAUUGCUCUUUCUCAGGUCUCUCUCGUUUAUUUAAAACUAAAAUACAUCAGACGUGCGUGGUUUGGACCAGCAGAGUCUUUCGCAGUCGCUCAAUGGUAAACCAAAUAAAUAAUGCAGUAAACUUAGAACAUUAAUAAUAAGAUGAAGAAAAAACGUAAUGAUAGUAAUAUCUAUACACUAAGUGUUUGCAAUCGAGAACGAUAUUUUCGAAGAACGAGUCAAGGCAUAAUUGAAUAACGAACGAGUAAAAGAAAGUAAAGGAAAAAAAUCGUCGAGGUUUGUGUCGAUUAACUUGAGACAAUGUUUUGUUUAUGUUUUUUUCGAUAUUUUUCACCCAAUCUUAAUACUUUAAUAAAAAUAUGGUAUAUUCGUGUUGUCUUAAAAUUUGCGUGAAUCGAACAUGAAAAUAUUUAACUAAUUCGAUUUCCAGUUAUCGAAAUAGCCUAUAAAUAUUUUUGCAGUUUCAGUCGUUAUAUUCGGAGAAUGUGAUUAAGUUUUGUAGCUCAAAACUGCAAAGAUAUAUCGGAGAUGAUUGGAUAAAAAUAAAACAUUUUCUCGCAAGUCAA
Venturia canescens is the source of this 5665-nucleotide messenger RNA. RefSeq names its product intraflagellar transport protein rempA (gene rempA). Gene Ontology annotation, molecular function: protein binding. Gene Ontology annotation, cellular component: ciliary basal body; axoneme; intraciliary transport particle A. NCBI's taxonomy places the organism in Eukaryota, Metazoa, Arthropoda, Insecta, Hymenoptera, Ichneumonidae. The coding region runs from base 186 to 4499 and encodes 1437 amino acids. The record is from RefSeq and is a predicted model, not a curated record. The transcript is spliced from 11 exons. Gene Ontology annotation, biological process: intraciliary retrograde transport.